AUGAGAAUUCGUACAUCGACAUUGAGUGUUACUACACCGAGUACCACAUUGCUCAUAAAUCACACCCAACACCAUCUGAUGAUGACAAUCGAAACUCUUAUUCGAAUAGAUAACGCUCUACGGCGUCAACAACAACCAGAACAAAUUUCUUUCACAUGUAUCCUAUUUGUGGCGGCAGAAUCUUCAAAUAAUCCAAUAACCACGAAUACAACAUUAGUCGAAGAAAACAAUUCAACAUUUUUGGAACCAAUCGCCGAGGCAUUGGUGCGAUAUAGGCGUCAUCCACCACGUACCAUAGUUAAGCAUAUUAUACGACCGAAACGUGUUAAAGUCAAGCGCUUUAAGAAACCCAAAAUAAAAUAUAGCUUUGCCGAACCGCCGACCACAAUCUAUUAUAAGAAAUCCAAACCAUCAUAUAGUCAUGCACCGCCCACAUAUGAUUCUUCGAUAUUCGAAGAUUUUUCACACAUUAAUGUGGAAUCGGCUGAUUUUGAUUUGCCACCAUCCAGUUAUGAGACACAAAGUAUGGAUUUCGAUUUAUACAAACAUUACGAAGAGCAGGCGGAGCAUGCCUAUAAGGAGAUUGAAAAGCCCUCAUAUAGUUAUAGUGCACCGGCAGAAGUUUCCCACAAAGAGGUGGCAAAAAUUCCCUCAUAUUCAUAUCCGGCACCAAAGGGUGAACGGAAACCUCAUACACAAUAUGGAGUGCCAACGGAAUUCACCUAUAGUACAGGUUAUGACAAACCCACUGGAAAUAGUUACAGCUACGAAGAAGAACAUCUACCGGAACAUGGUCAUUCAUAUGCAACUAGUUCUCAUGAUUCGCAUGGUGGUGGAGGUGGUGGUUACAGCAGUGAUUAUCAUGCACCAUCAUCUUCAUCAGCAUAUGAAGAUCAUUCAAAUAAAAUUCCAGAACAUGCUGCCGACUUUUCUAGUACCGGUUCACAUGGCAACGAUUAUUCUUACCAUCCAGAACAGGCAUCUUCAUAUCCGGAACAUUCAUCACAUCCUCAUGUAAUAGAAAGUGGAGGCGGCGGUGGACAUGAGGGGGGAGGUCAUGAUUAUCAGUAUUCGUCAUAUCAACCUCCCAAAGAGGAGUAUAACUAUAGCCCACCACAAAUGCCAGCCAAGCAUCCACCUCGCAUACCAGCCACCAAGUAUGGUGUACCGGAUCUACAUUUGCCGGUGGCAAAUUUUAAUAAUUAUAAUAAAUAUUCUGUACCAGAGCACAAACCUUCAUCAUCCUAUGACAGUUAUAACAACAAACACCACUUUGCUGAACCUCCAGAUCCACAAAAGACCACAGUGGAAAUAACCUAUUCACCAUCGUAUGAAAUCAAUGUGCCACCAAAGGGACAUUAUUACCCUGCACCAGCUCCUGAACAUCCCGAGUCCAGUUAUCAUCCAAAUCAGGGCCACCAAGAAGUUUCCGACUCACAUCAACCAUCACGAUAUGAACCAGCCCCACCACAAGAUCUACCCAUAGAUCAAAAUCAUCAACACCCUCCCUAUGAUUACCCCAAAUCAAGUUAUGAAGUACCGAUUUACGAUCCAAUACCCUUCGAUUCGUCUAGCCAUCAAAAGCAGGAGGUUUACCCUCCACAACCAUAUGAUAUUAAUGCCUGGCAAGAGGACACCAAUACCGAAUAUGAAGCCGAACCCAACAAUAAUGUAUCUGAACAAAGACCAGUAGAACCGGAAUCGUCACAGGAAAUGCCACAUGGGGAUGUCCAUUCAGCGGGUACACGGCCUCAUAGUCAAACCACCUAUGUUACACCACCAUCGCCAGUACAGGGACUGCCACAGCGUACUCGCAAAAGAAAACGCACGAAGGGUGGGUCACAAUAUCAUUCAACCACACUGGCCACAACCAAACACAUAUUGGAUGUGCCCGAACUGGAAGAAGCUUUUGAAAAGGAGAAACAAAAGGAAAAUAAAUAUUUAACAACAGAUCCCGAUAUUGAUGAAUCUCACAAGGUGGUGAAAGAAGUGAAACCCAAUAAUCAUGGACCAUGGAAUCCAAUGAGAAUUCGUACAUCCACGUUGAGUGUUACUAAACCGAGUACCACAUUGGCCAUAAAUCAAAAUUAUCAUCACAACAAUGACCAUCGAAACUCAUAUUCGAAUAGGUAUCGUACUACGACGACGACAACUACAACAACAACUAGUACAACAGAAGCACCCAGACACUAUCAACGUACUCGGACUUCGACUGCCACCACACCAGCACCACCAUCAUUAGUGCAAUAUCAAACAAAUCAUUUGCCAAAAAUUGAAAUUGUAUCGAUUGAAAAAUCACGUUCGAGAACCUAUUACGAUGGUAUUCUAUCAACACCGAAAAUUUACAAUACAAACUUUGUUCGAAAUCGUUAUAGAACAGUACAACAACCGGCCACCUCCACGAUAGCACCACAUCUUAGUGCUGGAUCAAGAUCAUCGUCUUCGGCGUCAUCAUCAUCCUCGACAACGACCGUGGAAAGGUUUCCAAAACGUACAACCAAAAAUGUAUUCGAUACGACCAUAUUCAAAAGUCCUCUCAACGAUCCGGAGGUUUAUCGUAACUUGCCCAAAAAUCAUAAAUUAUUUUAA
This is a messenger RNA of Musca vetustissima, 2589 nucleotides long. RefSeq lists its product as uncharacterized. The coding region runs from base 1 to 2589 and encodes 862 amino acids. The transcript has 2 exons. Lineage: Eukaryota; Metazoa; Arthropoda; Insecta; Diptera; Muscidae. The record is from RefSeq and is a predicted model, not a curated record.